Molecule: messenger RNA, 1901 nt
Organism: Coturnix japonica (Japanese quail)
Lineage: Eukaryota; Metazoa; Chordata; Aves; Galliformes; Phasianidae
Gene: PACC1
Product: proton activated chloride channel 1
Cellular component (GO): cell surface
Source: RefSeq, a predicted model, not a curated record
ACGGCCGCGUCAUCGUUCCGGGAAGCAGAUGGCGUCAUGCCGUGCUCCCGUAGCGCGGGGCGGGGACUUGAAACAAAGGAACAGAAAUAGAAGGUAGGAAGAGCAGUUAAUUGGGAGCAAGGGUCUCACAAAACAGUCCACCACGGUUUGAUUUAGGAAAAAAUUCACAUGGAUUUUUAUGCACUCCUUCUGCAAGAAUAAACAUAGGAAGAAAGAAACUCUCAUGAAACCAAGUGCUAACUUCAGCCAGCAUCACUUUUAUCCUCCCAGUGGGGCAGAAAUCUGAAGGACUUUUCAUAUCCAGAGUACAGCUCAAUUAGCUGAGUGAAGAUGUGGAACGAGUAUCUGAAAACCCAACGGAUGAAGGAGAGGGAGAAAUGGGAGUUGAUGAAGAUACCAGCUCUGCUAUUUUACCAGAUAGUGAACUGGGUACCAGUGCCCCUUCCUUGCGUUUCAGCAAGACCUGCCUGAAGAAUGUGUUUUCAGUAAUUCUUCUGUUCAUUUAUUUGCUGCUUAUGGCUGUAGCUGUAUUCCUUGUCUACCAAACCAUCAGCGACUUCAGGGAGAAGCUCAAGCACCCUGUGAUGUCUGUCUCUUACAAGGAAGUGUCCUUGUACGACGCACCUGGUAUUGCCUUUUACCCAGGAAAGGCUCAGCUGCUUAGCUGCAAGCAUCAUUACUAUGAUCACAUUCUGCCUCUGAUAAAUCCAGGUCAGCCAGGAGAAAUUGAUUGCACCACGCAGAGAAUCAACUACACGGAUCCUUUUACUAAUCAAACGAUGAAGUAUGCUUUGAUUGUUCAAGGCCCUCGUGAUGUGAAGAAGAAGGAGCUGGUGUUCUUGCAGUUUCACUUAAAUGGAACAGACCAAGAUUUUAAUGCCAUUGACUACCUUCUGUUUUCUUCUUUCCAAGAGUUUGUCAACAGUCCAGAAAAGGCCGAAUUCAUGAAGGACUGUGAAAGUUCCUACUCCAGCUGGAAGUUUUCUGGAGGCUUUCGAACUUGGGUCAAGAUGUCCUUGGUGAAAACAAAGGAAGAGGAUGGCAGAGAGACUGUGGAAUUCAAACAGGAGACCAGCGUGGUGAACUACAUUGACCAACGGACUAAGCUGAGAAAUGACCAGCUGUUUUUUGUGGUGUUUGAAUGGAAGGACCCUUUUAUACAGACCGUUCAGGAUAUAAUAACAGCAAAUCCUUGGAACACGAUUGCUCUUCUCUGUGGUAUCUUUUUGGCUCUGUUCAAGGCUGCAGACUUUGCUAAGUUAAGUGUGAAGUGGAUGAUCAAAAUCCGAAAGAGGCAUCUGAAGAGGAAAAGUCAAGUAAUGAACCACAUAAGCUGAGACUCAAACUGCCCUGUAACCAUCUGCAGCAGGAGGGACGGAGCAGAGCUGGAAUAAGCUUCCAUGGCAAUGCAGCCAGCAGGUAUGUUUCCUUCAGGAAAAACAGCUGCUGAAAGGAACAGCCUCGUGAACUGACGUCUGAACUUGUGGGGAGAGCUUAAUUCUAGGAACGCUAGGAACAGCUCUAACAAACUCAUCCUUUUCUAUUCCAGAUUUAACGAGUUGACCUCGUGUGUGGGGGGAGCGAAGGGGGUUUGCUAAUGUAGCAGUUAAGAUUCCUUAAAACAAACAAACAAAGGAACUGUUUUGGAUGAUGCUCAGAACAGCAGGCUGUGAAAGUGCUGCCUGAGCUCUGAACCCAUAUCCUCUACCAGAGUGCAGUUACUUCCUUGACUGUACUUAGUGGAAGGUAAAACCCAAACAACAAAACAGUCCGGCCUCCCCUCUCCAAAGAAUGUUUAAAACAAACAAAAUACACUGGAAUUUCUACUACAGCAUUUUUCAUUUGAAGUGUAUUGACUUGACUAUUGAAAACAAAUAAAGUAAGAUUGAAACGAGCUGUCA